Daphnia pulicaria is the source of this 1115-nucleotide messenger RNA. RefSeq lists its product as uncharacterized. The transcript has 5 exons. Bases 296 to 697 code for a protein of 133 amino acids. Lineage: Eukaryota; Metazoa; Arthropoda; Branchiopoda; Diplostraca; Daphniidae. The record is from RefSeq and is a predicted model, not a curated record.
ACGAAUUUACUAUUUCGGAAUAGCGGAAGUGCAGAAUGCAAAUGGCGCCGAAGGCAUAUCGCGCAGUAUCAACGGCAACUCUUUUGUAUUAGAGGUUCGUUAAAGAUGAACUUUCCGACGCUCAAACGUGGGGGAGUCGUCAAGAGUUCAGUUGCUGCUCAGUUGGCUUGCAAGUAACAACGUCAACAGAGAGGUUUUGUCUGUGAAAACCGCAGGUUCUGAAAUCUUGAGUUCAACGAGUGAUCCACUUAAACUCGUAACAGUCGAAUUAAUUUACAACAAGUUUGUUUCAGACAUGAGCGGCCAACGUAAUGAUUCUGAGUACGCGGGUUCUCAGCCAACAGGAGUACUAGGCGAUCAGGAACAUGCUGAAAAUUCUGAAUUUGAGAAACAUGACCAGAAGACCACCAACAUGGGAAAUCCUCUAAAUUCUAACAUGCAACCGAUGGACGAGUACCCCACUGACGAGUCGUACGGUAUGUUCUUUCAAGACGCUUUUAACGCGGUUAACACGGAGAUGGAAAAAUACUACUCGUGCCUGCAAAAGAUGGAAGAGAAAGAAGCUUCUGUGCAAACUGAAAUCGUAACGAAGACCGAAGAAAUGAAUAAACUAAGUCGAAUUCUACGUGGUAAAAGAGAUAGUGCUUUGCAAGCUAUCGGGCAAUUGACGACGAAGCGUAACAAUGCUCAGAAUUAAAGAAAUCAAACACAAAUUUACUGUCUACUAUCUACAUGACAAAUUAAAGGCUAACAACUUUUGCUUUCGUUUUUUAAGUUGCCAUCUUUCGUUCCAUUCUAAACCCCGAACAAUAAAACCUCAUCCUUAAAAAUGAAGCUUGUUAUUUCUCGGCAAUUGAUAUGUGUUUGAGCUUUUAUCUUUACUUUAUUUCCUGUUAUAUCAGACGUACAAAAAAUCCACAUGGUAAAGGUGCAAAAUUGGCAUCUGGUGGGAGCUCACGAAUUUCUAAGGUAAAUUGCUGAGCGGUUUGGUUAUUGAUUGGUUUUCAUUGAAAAACUGCUCCACAGGUUGUUAGGGGAAGUGUAAAGAGGGUGGUGAAUUGAUCCUUCUCACAGUAACCGUUAUUAGAUUGAAGGUUGAAUAAUUUUUAUUCAUA